AUGUCCACUUUUUUCGCUCGCAGCUUGCUCCGUGAGCGAUCAUCCGUCCUGGCCCACCGCUCGGUGGUUUCAAAUCGUCGCACCCUCAUGACUCUGAAAGAUGUCAAGUACACUGCGCAUGCCGAAGCGCGAGGCCAGGGACGCAAUGGCCAAGUGAAGUCUGAUGACGACUGUGGGCUCGAGCUGCGUCUCGCUAUGCCGAAGUCUCUUGGCGGUAAAGGCGAUGGCCAGAAUCCGGAGCAGUUGCUUGCCAUGGGUUACGCUGCAUGUUUCCUGAGCGCCCUUCAGAUGGUGUCAGGACAGAUGGGAAGGAAGGAGGCCGCCAUGAAUGCUGUCAUCCGCACACAGGUCCACAUCGGCCAGCCAAAGGAGAUGGAGGGAUUUGGGCUGCGGGUCGACAUCCAGGUGGAGGGUAUCCAGGACGAUGAGCUUAUUCAGGCGGCACACAAGCUGUGCCCGUACAGCCGCAUGAUGAAGAACGGUGCGGAGAUCCUCGUCACGAAAACCUGA
Messenger RNA from Epithele typhae, 510 nucleotides. Its product is annotated as OsmC-like protein. The transcript is spliced from 4 exons. NCBI's taxonomy places the organism in Eukaryota, Fungi, Basidiomycota, Agaricomycetes, Polyporales, Epitheliaceae. The record is from RefSeq and is a predicted model, not a curated record. The coding region runs from base 1 to 510 and encodes 169 amino acids. Gene Ontology annotation, biological process: response to oxidative stress.